This is a messenger RNA of Fragaria vesca subsp. vesca, 1822 nucleotides long. RefSeq lists its product as uncharacterized. Bases 131 to 1570 code for a protein of 479 amino acids. Gene Ontology annotation, biological process: protein ubiquitination. The transcript is spliced from 12 exons. Gene Ontology annotation, cellular component: Cul4A-RING E3 ubiquitin ligase complex; membrane. The record is from RefSeq and is a predicted model, not a curated record. NCBI's taxonomy places the organism in Eukaryota, Viridiplantae, Streptophyta, Magnoliopsida, Rosales, Rosaceae.
UCUCCAGAACCUUUUAUAGAAAGAACGAAGAACAUGGUUUUGUCUUCAACCCUAAGUUUUUGAUAGGCGUGUGUGAAACUUCGAUUUCGGGGUUGAGGAGGAAUUGGUGGAAGUAAGUCUUAGGUAUCAGAUGGCAUGGAGCAGAUCAUCAAAUUGGUGCAGACUGAGGUUGAUAGCAAAGGUUGGGAUUUGUUAUUGUCUUGUUCUAGCCUUGGCAUCUGUUUCAGAAAGUUUAGAGCAACAAACUUCUUCUAGUCAGAAUCAUGGGAAGGAGGUCGAAUCUAAUUACUUAACCAACGUUUCAAAAUCACAGACCAGUGGAGUUGCUGGCUAUAAGCAUGUCUGGCCUGAUAUAAGAUUUGGCUGGAAAAUUAUGGUUGGUACAGUAAUUGGAUUUCUUGGAUCAGCAUUCGGAAGUGUUGGAGGUGUUGGAGGGGGUGGCUUUUUUGUGCCAAUGCUCACUCUGAUUAUUGGCUUUGACCAGAAAUCAUCAACUGCAAUAUCAAAGUGUAUGAUUACCGGCGGAGCAGCUGCCACUGUCUUGUACAAUCUAAGGAAAAGGCAUCCUACAUUAGAGUUGCCACUCAUCGAUUACGAUCUAGCACUUCUAUUCCAACCAAUGUUAGUACUGGGGAUCAGUAUUGGAGUUUCUCUGAAUGUUGUUCUUGCUGAAUGGAUGAUCACCAUCUUACUAAUUAUCAUUCUCUUAGGUUUAUCGACCAAGUCUUUCUUCAAAGGCGUAGAGACAUGGAAGAAAGAAACUAAAACCAAAAAGAUUUUACUGGAUGCUUCCAAAUGCUUGGAAUCAAAAGACGUUGAAGACAGACAUAGUCCAAGUGGUGAAAGCAAUGACCCAACACAAACCAAGCAAGUUAAAAGAAGAGAGGUUUCUAUUCUUGAAAAUGUUUGCUGGAAGCAACUUGGAAUUAUUGCUACUGUGUGGGUCAUAAUUCUUGGGUUGCAGAUUGCUAAGAAUUAUGUGACAAAAUGUUCAGUGGCAUACUGGUCACUAAAUCUCUUACAGAUUCCUGUGACUGUUGCAGUAACUUCAUAUGAGGUAAUUAAACUUUCCCAGGGGAAGAGAAUACUUGCAUCGAAGGGAUCAGAAAUAGGUGAAAAGUGGAGUGUGUACAAGCUUGUUUCUUAUUGUUCCUGUGGCCUAAUAGCUGGAUUAGUUGGUGGACUGCUUGGUCUUGGUGGAGGGUUUAUUAUGGGUCCAUUGUUUUUGGAAAUGGGGAUCCCUCCUCAGGUGUCGAGUGCCACAUCCACAUUUAUCAUGGCAUUCUCUUCAUCCAUGUCUGUGGUAGAAUACUACCUCCUAAAUCGAUUUCCAGUUCCUUAUGCUCUCUAUUUUGCUGGUGUGGCUACUGUUUCUGCAAUCAUAGGACAACAUGUAAUAGGGAAAGUAAUCAAAGCAUUAGGAAGAGCAUCUCUGAUCAUCUUCAUUCUAGCUUUCACAAUAUUUGUGAGUACACUCACAUUAGGAGGGGUAGGCAUAGAACACAUGGUAAAGAAGAUUGAGCGGAAGGAGGACUUGGGUUUUGACAAAAUGUGCGCUCAUAAAUCGUAAUCUUCUAACUCUUCGCUUAAUGACUUCCUUCCCGCCCCAAGCAUCAACAUUCUUCCUACUCUUUAAGUCAUAUACAAGUUAUGAUUUUAGGCAUGAGAGGAAUGCAACGCCUGCUCUCAAAUACUAAAUUCAAGUUCUAGGAUCUGACUUUGUAUAGUGUUCUGUUGUUACUUCGCAUAGAACACCACUGCUACUUUUGUAUUGUUGAUUUUGUUCUCAAGUAGUGAAGUUAGAAAACACUUCAUACAUUUU